ACCUGAGCCGCGUUUUACUGCGAGGGGUCCUGUCUCCAGUGGGACCUUCGGGACCCAGACUCUACUGGUCCGCUUCAGCCGGCUCAAUCGGGGCGCAUGCGCAGAGGGCGUGCGUGUGGAGCAGCGGCGCUGCAGACAGCGGACGGGGUUUGAUGCGGCAAACAGUUGUCGUUAAAAAGCAAACACCGACGCUGUGGAUGUGACCGAGGCGACACCUACCACCAGGUUUUAACGGUAAACUUCGCUCAGGAGACCGUGUGAUGCCUGAAGGAUCUCACAGCUCCUCAUAUGACGUCUCCAUGGGUGAAGAGUCCCCCCGCCUGUCCGCCGCCUCCAUCGGCAGUAAUGAGCGCGCUCCGUCGGCCGCGCCCUCCGACUCCUCCGACCUGCCGUCAGACCACCGCCCGGCGAGCCUAGUUUCCACGCUGUCCUCGGGAUCUGGAUCCUCCAGAGACGACAGCCUCGCCCCCCUGCCGCUGUCCUCCCAAACAUCCGACCCCGAUAUCGACCUGGACCUGAGCCCCGCCGAGGGCGGCGGGGGCGGUGCCGACAGCGAGGGGUCGAGGCCAAGCCCGCAGUCUGACGGGAAGGGGCGGAGCCUCGGCCUCACCGGCGCCAACGGCAAAGAGUCGCCGGCGAGUCGGGCGUCCAGCCGCCGGCAGCGGACGUCUCCGCUCAUAACCGGCAGCAUGGCGCCGAACCCUCAGCUGACCUACCUGGACCGGGUCGUCAUGGAGAUCAUCGAGACCGAGAGGAUGUACGUCAGAGACCUGCGCAUGAUCGUAGAGGACUACCUGGCUCACAUCAUCGAUCGGUCUGACCUGUCGAUGCGUCCGGAGCAGGUGUGCGCUCUGUUCGGAAACAUCGAGGACAUCUACGAGUUCAACAGCGAGCUGCUUCAGGCUCUCGACCUGUGUGACAACGACCCCGUCGCCGUCGCCCGGUGCUUCGUCAUGAAGAGCGAGUACUUUGACAUCUACACACAAUACUGCACCAACUACCCAAAUUCAGUCGCAGCUCUAACGGAGUGCAUGAGGAAUAAAUCCCUGGCCAAGUUUUUUCGGGAGCGUCAGGCGUUGUUGAAGCGAUCGCUGCCUCUGGGUUCAUACCUGCUCAAGCCUGUUCAGAGGAUCCUCAAAUACCAUCUGCUGCUCCAGGAGAUAGUGAAGCACUUUGACCCGGAGGAGGAGGGUUAUGAGGUGGUGGAGGAGGCCAUCUACACCAUGACAGGAGUGGCCUGGUACAUCAACGACAUGAAGAGGAAACAUGAACACGCCGUCAGACUGCAGGAGGUUCAGUCUUUGCUGCUGAACUGGAAAGGUCCUGACCUCACCACGUAUGGAGAACUGGUUCUGGAGGGAACCUUCAAGGUUCAUCGGGCCAAAAACGAGAGAACGCUCUUCCUGUUCGACCGCAUGCUGCUCUUCACCAAACGCCGCGGAGAACACUACGUCUACAAGUCACACAUCUCUUGCUCCACUCUGAUGCUGAUCGAAAGCGCCAGAGACUCUCUGAGCUUCAGCGUCACUCAGUACAAACAACCCAAACAGCCUCAGACCGUCCAGGCGAAGACGGUGGAGGAGAAGAAGCUGUGGGCUCAUCACAUCAAACGCCUCAUUCUGGAAAACCACCACGCCAUCAUCCCACAGAAGGCGAGAGAGGCCAUCUUAGAAAUGGAUCCAUUAUAUGCUCCCAGGUAUCGUUACAGUCCUGAGCGUCUGAAGAAAGGUCUGUCCUCCCAGGCUGAGGAGUUUCACCGGGACGGUCGGCAGGGACGACGGCAGUCUGAGCCGACCAGACAAAUCCUGAAGAGCAGCAAAGCCAUCUUAAAGCACUCAGACAGUGAGGGGGUGUUACCCGGGGAGAGAUGCUCCCUGCAGCCCGCCGUCAGCCGCAGCACGCUGGGAUCCAGUCUGGGCGAGUUCGAGGCCGACCGGCCCGCGGAGGAGGGGGGGGAGGGGCUCGGCAGCAGGAAGGACUCACUGGAGCGGCUGAUCUGCAGCGAGGAAGAGGAGGAGGAGGAGGAGGCGGGCAGAUUGUCUCCACAGCGCUCUCAUCAGACGGAGGACAGCGAGCCGGACGAGAUCCUGCUGGAGGACGACCAGGUAGACGACUUCGCCAGCUCCGUGCUGGCUGCCAUCUCCUGCUGGCACUACAGGGUCCAGGCCUUUCUGUACACCACGGUGACGGAUGCAGAGGGAGGCAGUGUUUCCUCAUCUGGCUCUAACAAAGAAAAUGGACGACUUCCUGAAGAGCCAGCGGGAACUAAACAAAAAUCUGAACAGCCCUCCACAGACAAGAUGCCGCAGGAGAAGGCACCAGAGUCUGAAUCGAAAGAAACCGCCGAACCAAAACCCUCCUCUGAUCUGGACCCUCCCGUGAUCUCAGUGUCUGCUCAAAAGUCAGAAGAACUGAAACAAGAAGGACACCCAGAGACCACAGAGGAAGCGGCGUCUGCCACGCCUGAUUCAGAUUUAAAAACCUUGAGCAGUGGGGAGUCAUCUGAGGAUGAGGAGGAUGACAAGGAGGCAGCAGACAAGGAGGAUGAAGCCAGCAGCAUCCUUCCCUCUUCUGUCCUGGACAAGGCCAGCGCCAUUGCCCAGCACUUCAACAACAGCGUCAAACGAGGCGGUCCGGCCCAGGAUGACGCCCGUUCCCUUGGCUGUGCUUCACCGCGAUUACCCAGCAGAACCGGCAGCAGCCUCAGCCUCAGCGCCGAACCCGCAGACCGACCGUUAUGGCUCAACAGCAUCUGUUCUGAUCCUGCAGAAACCUUUGGCACGACAGAUUUGACCCUGCUAUCUCCUCGGGAUGACAGCCUCUUUGACACCGACAGAGGUAUUCGGCGGAGACGGGACUCCACCCUGUCCAAGCAGGACCAGCUGCUCAUCGGCAAAAUCAAGACUUACUACGAGGACGCUGAGAGCCGGGACGCCACCUUCAGCCUCCAGCGCAGAGAGAGCCUGACGUACAUCCCGACCGGGUUGGUCAGGAGCUCCGUCAGCAGGUUCAACAGCAUCCCAAAGGAUAAAACUGUCCAGAUAAAUCCCUCCACUUCGAUGGCAUCCGCCAGUCUUGACCCUUCCUCAGUGGAGACACACUCAGCUUUACCCACAGAUACCCGUGAUCGUGUGGUCUCCAGUGACUCUUUGUACUCUCUGAAGUCCGAUCAGAGAGGCACAGAUCCAGAAGAUUCAGGAGAAAGCCUCAGGUCCAGAUCUCAGAGCCUGCAGGAUAAUCUGGAUGAAGAGUUCAGACCUUCAUCUGAAAUGAUCAAGAUCUGGCAGGAGAUGGAGCGCGAGAUCAGUAGAUCCCAAAGUGAAGACAGAGGGUGUGAACAAUCCAGAGAAGCUCCAAGAAACUCCAGAGUGACCAGUGUCGGCCUUUCGGGCUUGACAAAGACCCCGGACAAGAGCUGUGACCGAGACAGUGAAGCAUCUGACCUCAGCACCAUCACAGAGGAAUCCACGAGUCCUUCACCCCUCAAGCCCAAAGGCUCCAGGGUGAAUCGGACAGAAAGUCUGAAGGACACCCCAAAGAUGUUUGGAGAAGAGGCCGCCAUCCUCAGGGCUCCGUUUCCUCGGGUCACCCAGCUGAAGGCGGAGGCAGAGGGGGAAAAGCCCAGCAAGGAUUCAAACCAGCUGGACGAUGUAGACAAAACCAAGAACAAAGUCCUCCAUCUGGCUCGUCAGUACAGCCAGAGAAUCAAAACGACCAAACCAGUGGUCCGACAGCGAAGUCAGGGUGUCCUGAUCAGUAAGAAGAGCUUACCCUGUGUGGUGGAGGAGAAGGAGACUUCAGGUAAACCCAACGUGAAUCUGAUGCUGGUUUCUCAUAAUAAGGCAUCCUCUCUACCGCUGAGCCCCAUAGACCAGAUCCAAACGCUCACCCCCAUCCUCGCCUGCAGCUCGGUGGACAGCUCAGGGGUGGUCUCCCCUAGUCGGGCUCACUCCCGCAGUCCCCUCAGUCCUCCUCCCAUCGAGGGCUUCAACUGGCCCGACGUCCGAGAACUCUGCUCCAAAUACUCGGACCACGGCCGCUCCAAGAAGAGCCCUGUCAGUCGGAGUCGCUCAAUCCCGGAGCAGAUGUUUGAUGGAGGUCAGAGGAGGCACUCCAGCUGCUCCUCCAGCCACCUCCUCGCUGAUGGAGCUUCUGGCGAGGAUCCUUCGUACAAGCCUGAUAGCAGCCGGAACACCAGCCGAGAGGAACGUGGCAAACGGCUUCACCGAGCCAAUUCUCUGGACCCUCGGCUGAGUGGAGCACAAAUGACUGAGCUGCAGGUGCUCCAGGACCAGGUUGCUAACAGCAACUACGAUGGUUGCUUUGUCGCAGCUGAGGCAUCGCUACCCAGUGACCCUGAACACAAGGUAAUUGUCAUAGAAAAACUUCCAGAGCCUGACUCAGAGCCUGCCGAAACCGCAGAAGAAUCCAAAGAAGAAGACGACAACUACGUUCAGAUCCGUUCGCCAACCAGCAGGGAGAAGAUCUCCAUCAUGGCCGUCAUUGACCGCUGCCGGGCUUAUCAGGACUCCGACGAAUACAAACAGAGGGAGGAAGCGAAAGCUAAAAUGGAGCUGGCGAGGCCUCAAGAGCUCAACAAGACGGCAGCGGCCUCUACCAAUCGCGACGAUGAGUCCCAGAAAACGAGCUCAAACUCCGGACAGAAGACAGAGGCCGGUCAACAGAGCAUUGUAAAAAAUCUGAGAGAAAAGUUCCAGAGCCUGAGCUGAAGAAACAGAAUGAUAAAAGUUUUUAAUUAAACCGUUAGACGUUGUAUCAAAACUCUGAAUUAAUGAACCCAAAGAUUUAUACAUAAAGUGCAAAAACUGGGUUGUUAAAUUGAUCAUGAGUUAAAAAGUUCAUGUUUAACUCUUAAAGUAGUGAACAGAUGAUCAGCCUAUCAGCAGUUUCCCAGCAAAACAAUAUGAAUUUCAAAACAGACAACUAUUAACAGCAGGUUACAACAAUUUGAGUUUUUUUUUUUUUUUUCAGUUUUCAAUUAUGAAAGAUUUGUGAUUAUUCUUAGUUAUUAUGAAUUGGCAAACGUAUGAGGAAAACCUGUCACCUUGAGGUGUCAAGAUCAUUAUAUAAUAAAACCACCAAAUUUGUCAUUGUUAUA
Messenger RNA from Xiphias gladius (swordfish), 5119 nucleotides. It is a transcript of the gene plekhg3, whose product is annotated as pleckstrin homology domain-containing family G member 3. The transcript is spliced from 19 exons. NCBI's taxonomy places the organism in Eukaryota, Metazoa, Chordata, Actinopteri, Istiophoriformes, Xiphiidae. The coding region runs from base 261 to 4730 and encodes 1489 amino acids. Gene Ontology annotation, molecular function: guanyl-nucleotide exchange factor activity. The record is from RefSeq and is a predicted model, not a curated record.